AGAUUUCGAAUUGAAUAUAUUUGUAUAUGUUUUGUUUACUCAAGCAGUGACUUUUAUGACCUCAACUCUCGUGCUCAGAAAUGUUGUUCGGCGUUAGCUGUUUAAACAUGGAUUUUGACCUAGAUUCCGUAGUAAUCGGGACCCGGAACAGGUGCGCGCUGAGAAGAUAAACCAUUUAUUAAGUCUUUAGGUGGCAUUGAAUAUCAGAAGGCACAAUACUAAAAAUGAAAGGUACUCUAAACAUUGCGAAAACGAAAGUAAAAGUAAACAAAAAUGAAUCAGAAAGUACAAUUGUACUUAGGUAUCAUCGCGAAACGGAAUGAUGUGUUGUUGAAGCAAGAGUAAGGAUAGAACACAAACUGAAGAUGCUUUUUAAAGCGAAAGUUGAUAAGACGUUUCUUCUUGUCAUUGUGUUACUGGUACCGCGAACUUCCUCCGGAUCAAGAUCACAUGGCGACAGUGACGGUUUCUUUGAAAAUAUCAAAGAUAUUUUUGAAAAUGGGGGAGCUGUGGCGGUGAAAUUGUUUGUUGAUAAAGAGCUUAAUGAAUGGAAGGAUGUUAGAAUUAACUUGGCUGUGUUAGGAACGUCAGGCACUGGAAAGUCGAGCUUUAUAAACACAGUACUUGGAUUGACGGCCGACGAUGAGGGUUCGGCAGCGGUAGGGGUAAAGGAAACUACUGAAAAUAUUUCGGAAUAUCCGCACCCGCAGUACCCUAACCUUGUUUUGUGGGAUCUCCCAGGUGUUGGAACACCAAAUUUUAACCGUGAAAACUAUUCCAAAAAGGUAAAUUUAUAUCGAUUUGACUAUUUCAUUUUCAUGACCUCCGAUCGGUUUCGCGAUGAUGAUGUAUGGUUGGCUAAACAAGUAAACGCCUUAGGGAAAUUGUUCUACUUUGUGCGCAAUAAAGUUGGUCAGGACAUAAGAAAUAACAAAUACGAUCACCCAAAAUCACAUUCAGAUGCAGCGGUUCUAGACGAUAUAAGACAUAACUGCGAACACAAUCUGCAAAAGCUCAACCUAGACAGAAAGAUCCAGAUAUAUUUGACCGAUUUACACGAACCAGAAAAAUAUGACUUUGAAAAGCUCAUGGAUCAAGUGAUAAGCGACGCCCCAGAAUAUAAAAAGGAAGCAAUCAUUUUAUCAAUGACACAUUUAACCAAUACUUUAAUUGACAGAAAAAAGGAAAUCUUAUCGGAGAGAAUUCAUUAUAUGUCCCUGUUGUCAGGUUUAACAGGAGCAAUACCUGUACCUAUUCUUGAUAGCGCUGUUGAUAUAGGAAUACUUACUGAAGAAGCGAUGUUUUACCGGGCCCAGCUCGGUCUUCGAGAUGAAAUGCUGGAAGCGUUUGCUGAAAAGUCACAAAUGACAAUCGAACAGUUAACAAAUAAUUUGGAUCUACAAAGUCGUAUCAUUGGCUUGUCUGCCAAAGGACUGGUUUCAUAUUUCACAAAGAAAGGAAUGAAGAAAGCAAGCACAUUUACAAGUGCAAAAUUCAUUAAGUACCUCUUACCUCUAUUUGGAAAUGCUGUCAGUGGUGCUGCCUCUUACGCGAUGACCUCAUGGUGUCUCCAAGACUUACUUGACGUCAUGGUACAGGACGCUAUAAAAAUAAACGAAUACAAAAUGCAUUGGAACAAUUAAAAUUGUAUUCACUAGAUCUAAAUUACUUUUCAAUUGGUGAAUUCAUUGACUAAGACACUUUUUGUGGUUUUCUUCUUCAUAGUGUCAACGAUAUAAAUGUAGUCAUACUAUUAAAAUAAAUAUUUUCAAAACACUAUUGACAAAGUGGAAAAGACUAGUGUCGGUACAAAGUAGUUACAAUAACUAUAUGAAUAGUAUUUAGAAUUUCAAAGGUCAAACUUUUAUAUAUCAAUGUAUUUUUAUGAAAUUACAGUGAACACUAGUUAUCUUUUAAGGAUUGUAUUUGCUCUUCACAUAUUUAAGGCUCAUAAUAAGACUGCAGUUACAUUUAUAUAAGACGGAUAUAAACAACUGAAGACA
Mercenaria mercenaria is the source of this 2003-nucleotide messenger RNA. Its product is annotated as interferon-inducible GTPase 5-like. NCBI's taxonomy places the organism in Eukaryota, Metazoa, Mollusca, Bivalvia, Venerida, Veneridae. The transcript has 3 exons. The record is from RefSeq and is a predicted model, not a curated record. Gene Ontology annotation, molecular function: GTP binding. Gene Ontology annotation, cellular component: membrane. The coding region runs from base 366 to 1643 and encodes 425 amino acids.